CGUUCACCCCAAUCUAGGAACCACCCCAAUCUAGGCAAAUAUUCGAUACAUGGGAGUCUUUGGCUAUUGUAAUCCUUCAAAAUCCGCUGCUCAACACGAGCUGUGGCUUGGACAGAUGAGCCGACUUCGCGCUUUUUCAUCCUUCAAACAGUUUUUGUUGUUCGUUCUGGGUGGUUGCUUGGUUUUGAGGGGGACUGAGGCUCCAUGCCCCCCAAUGGGGGAUGAUGUGCUGGGCUUUGGGAGGCUUCCACCACUUCCGCGAAAGCGGCGGAUUCUGCAGGUCAGAGCAAGCUAACGCCGGUUUGCAGGUCACUGCCCUGGGGUCACGCUUCACAGAUCAGAUGUUUCUUGUUUGGGGAAAAUUGUCAGUUUUCCUGAUGAACUCGAAGUGCAUUUGGGAAUGGAGCACCUGCCAGGGUGCAAAUGGUCACUUGGUUUUGGCCCAACGGCUCAAGGGAUUUCCGUUGAAAUCAGAUGCGCCAACAGCUCCAACAAAGAGAAAUACCUCUUUGUGAUGGGGUGUGGAGCGAGUACGAGGCCAACGGAUUUUCACAAGCUCGUACCGGUUCAAGACCUGAGGAUUCGCCAUGCAUUCCUUGUCGAGACAAAGCUCGAGGAGCCGGUGCCACCGGUGUCCGUCCGACAGACGCAAAGUCCUUCGCCGCAUGCACGAGCCAAACUGGUGAAGUUCAAGAUCCCUUUGCACCUUCCAGAAGAGUUGCAGGUGGGCGUGGACGAGGAUGCUUUGGAGAGCUAUCGCUCCUGGACAGCGGACUGUGACCCUAACAGGGUGUCGGGGCAUGCACUCCCCCCGGGGGUGCCAGAGCACCAGAUGAACAAUGAGAAUGUAUCGAGGUUCCUUCGGGGAGCUCAACGACAUCCGCGUGCCUUCAGAGUGGUCGUUGGGAGGGUAGAGACCAACUGAGCCUGGUGCAGAUGAAUACUCUCUGUGAUGUGUAGCCACAGAGGUGUGGAACGCUUGAUGGCUUUCGGAAAGGGAACACGCACGUGUGCUACUAUAGGUGGAGGAAGCGUAGAAUCUACAUGUUGCACGGUUGGUCUCACAAAACCGAAAGCAUUUUUGGAUCCACACGGAUAGGUGUUCAGGCCAAAUGAGGCUGGACUCUUUUGAAGCUUUUUGCUCAGUUGUCUCAGGCUUUCUGGAAGGUUGACUGGUGAGACACCGUCCACUUCGCUCUCAGAAGGUUGAUGAGUCCAUCCAAAACGAUCCAAGGAUUGGAGUUCCAAUGAGUUUGGUAUUCUUUCACAUGAUGGCUUGUUCGCCCCAAUUCAGUUCAAUUCACUUCGUUUUUGCUCUGACAAGGUCGGCCUGGUUCUCUCCUGAUCGUAGCUUCGCGAACUGUGAAGGUUCCUGCGAUGCGAAGGUUCAAACAGUGUGGCAUCUAGCUCGCUGAUGUCUUUGGGAUUGAAGCUUGGCAUGUGCUCGCGAAUAAGGCAUCCCACCAGGUAUGAAGCCAAAGCUGCCGUGGUCGUGUGAAAAACGCCAUGAACCUUUUCCCCACAAAGGACGUUGAUGUCCAAAACCC
Messenger RNA from Durusdinium trenchii, 1547 nucleotides. The record is from the annotation of a GenBank genome assembly. Lineage: Eukaryota; Dinophyceae; Suessiales; Symbiodiniaceae.